UGACACUGACUGGCAUUCUAUUCUCCGAGUCAAGCGCAGUCCAGCGGCAUUGUACAGAUAAAAGCACGACAUCCACACCACCUCACAUUCCCUCCCAAACCUCAGCUCACAAGAAAGAAAAAAAAGGAUGAGCCGCAACUUCGUCCCCGUAGCCCUAUCCAUCGGCGCCGGCGUCCUCGGCGGGUACUACGUCUGGCAACCGUAUUUCAAGGAGAUGCAGCAGCGCCAACAACACCAGCUCCAGCAGUCGUUGAAUCCGACAUCUACCGAGUCGGCGCCGCAGUCGCAAGUUCCGACAUCGACACCGACACCGACACCGACACCUCAGGAGGCGGUUCCUCCCUCUGCGACAGGAGAUUCGGGGUCGGGGAAGACAGCGGGGCAGUGA
Molecule: messenger RNA, 388 nt
Organism: Aspergillus aculeatinus CBS 121060
Lineage: Eukaryota; Fungi; Ascomycota; Eurotiomycetes; Eurotiales; Aspergillaceae
Exons: 3
Coding region: 128-388 (86 amino acids)
Source: RefSeq, a predicted model, not a curated record